Messenger RNA from Orbicella faveolata, 1284 nucleotides. RefSeq lists its product as uncharacterized. NCBI's taxonomy places the organism in Eukaryota, Metazoa, Cnidaria, Anthozoa, Scleractinia, Merulinidae. The record is from RefSeq and is a predicted model, not a curated record. Gene Ontology annotation, biological process: positive regulation of transcription by RNA polymerase II. Gene Ontology annotation, molecular function: RNA polymerase II cis-regulatory region sequence-specific DNA binding; DNA-binding transcription factor activity, RNA polymerase II-specific. Gene Ontology annotation, cellular component: nucleus.
UUGUGUAGUUUCAGUAAUAUAUUGAAGAAUUCCACUUUGCUUCGAAGCUUUAGCUUUUAACAAAAGAGCAACUUCUAAGAAGCCAAUGAAAUGCGGCGGCUUUUCUUGGUCUUACUACCAUGGCAACACAAUGUUAGGUUCUGCAGCUCUCGAAAUUAUUUUUUGUCUCUUGACAAAAGGAAGAAAUGAGUCCUUUGACACGCCUUGUCGGUAUUGGCUGGCGGGUGUCUUUCACACCAGUCUCAAUCAAGAGCUGCGGGCAUUCAACACACAAUUGGACAGCUUUGCAAACGCGUCCUCUAUAUUUGUAGCGAAUUUACCAGUUAAUUUAGUUUUGAGCAACGAACCUCGAACGCAACAACACGACAUGGACCUGGUUCGACAUCAAUACGUUUACCCGCAUCAUCAUCCGUAUCGCCUGGGAGGUAUGAGAUAUGGAGCCGUAUCACCUUAUCAAGUGGUGACCAUCCCCCGUUGCACCUGCGAGUGUUACUGCGAGAGGAAUCGAGUGCAGUUUGUCGAAGGUGAAUCUAGGAACUUGUCGGACCCCGCUAGAGAAGGACGAGGCAGGGAUAUGGAUGACCUUAAAAACGACUUUUGCCACGACAAAACAGGCAGGAGAAACCGAACCACUUACAAAAGAUGGCAGAUCGAUGAACUUGAAAGGGCGUUCUCUAUUAAUCCAUACCCGACCAGUGUAUAUAAGAAGACUCUUGCACUAAGGCUGGGUCUUAGGGACUCGCGAGUUCAGGUUUGGUUUCAAAACCGUCGAGCAAAAGCAAAACGGGAAAGGCAUGGCUCGACUGAAUGUUACCCCAACGAUACAGAGGCUGAACUCACGGAAGAGGAGCAGUCAGCCGACACAGAACAUCCGGUUGAUGUUGAAGAAAACAAAGAACUCGAACAAGUAGAUGUCGAUUGAGUCUGUGGUUCUCUUUUACUGCAUCUAAGACCAGGCUGAACUAGGUUUGAAUCGAAGUGAAUUUGUUAUAUCUUCGAUUUAACAAUACUGGGGCUUUGUCCUGUUUCAGAGAGUGAAGAAUAUUUCUACUGAAACAAAUAAAAGUGGAGGAACUAGAUGAGAACCCUCCUGGAGACGGUUAAAAAUCUGCCACAUUGCAUCAAUCUUGGCUUUAUGAAUAGUUCACAGACUUCUCAUAGUGCUAAUUUGUCAGCUACUAAUAAUAAUACAACCAGAUCAUGAUGAACGUGUUAUGUACAGGAGGUCUGUAUAUGGGAGAAUCUUGACCUCGGUCGUGAGUACAGACCGAACGCAGCGAGGUG